CCCGUGGAGUCGCCGCGCGCUGAGACGUCACUUCCGCCUCUGCCAUUUUGACGCUCCAGCUGAGGAGAGGCAAUUGAAUUGCUGCUGCGGCGUUUACGAAGGCAGGGACCCACGGUUCAUUUUACACAUUGUUUAUUGAAAACCAACAAGAAACAGUUUCAUAGCGAGAAGGAAAAGACCCAGAGCCAGGGGAACACGGCUACAUGAGCAGGAUGUCAGACUUCGACAGCAACCCGUUUGCAGACCCGGACUUCAGCAACCCUUUCCAGGAUCCUUCAGUAACUCAAGUAACACGAAAUGUUCCUCAUGCAUUGGAAGAAUAUAAUCCUUUCACAGAUUCAAGAACAGCACCUCCUGGUACAAGCAACAAAAUGCCUCCAGCAACAAACACACAACCAGCUAUCAUGAAACCGACAGAAGAGCCUCCUGCUUACACACAGCAUGCACAGGAUCAAGCUCUGGCACAAGCUGCCUUGAUAAAACGCCAGGAAGAGCUAGAGAAAAAGGCAGCAGAACUUGAUCGCAGAGAGCGAGAAAUGCAAAGUCUAAGCCAGCAAGGAGGCAGGAAAAACAACUGGCCACCUCUUCCAGAAAAGUUUCCUGUGGGACCAUGCUUUUACCAUGACAUUGUGGUAGAUAUUCCAGUCGAAUUUCAGAAGACAGUAAAGAUUAUGUACUAUUUAUGGAUGUUCCAUGCAGGGACACUAUUUCUGAAUAUUUUUGGGUGUCUGGCCUGGUUUUGUGUCAAUGCUUCACGAGGAGUGGACUUCGGGCUCUCUAUUCUUUGGUUCUUGCUCUUCACUCCAUGUUCGUUUGUCUGUUGGUACAGACCCAUGUAUGGGGCAUUCAGGAGUGACAGCUCUUUUAGAUUCUUUGUUUUCUUCUUUGUAUAUAUCUGUCAGUUUGGUGUACAUGUGCUUCAGGCAAUUGGUAUUGCAGGAUGGGGAAACUGUGGCUGGAUUUCUGCACUUACAUGCCUUAACAGUAGCAUUCCUGUUGGUAUAAUAAUGAUUGUAAUUGCAGCCAUGUUCACAGGCUCAGCAGUAAUCUCAUUAAUUAUGUUCAAAAAGGUGCAUGGACUCUACAGAACUACUGGAGCGAGUUUUGAGAAAGCACAGCAGGAGUUUGCUACAGGAGUUAUGGCAAACAAAACCGUGCAGACAGCUGCAGCCAAUGCAGCUUCUUCUGCUGCCCGCACAGCUUUCAAGGGUGAUCAGAUCUAAGGAGACAAAAGACCUUCCUUCUCAUUUACUUUUGUCACUACAUUGUUCACACCAUGUUUGUAUUCCACUUACCAAUACUUGACUUUACUCUCAUUUAUUUAAUGUACUCUUGUAAUUGACUGGACUUGUCCAUUUCACACAGCAUGUAUGUGAAGUUCCUCUAGGCACCCCAAAAACCUGAUAUGUGCAUGGGCUGUAAAUGAAGAAUACUUUCCCAGCGCUAUCUUGAACAGAAUUGUCUAGAUUGUUCCCUUCAGAUGCUGGUAGCAAUAACUCAAAAAUAAAUCUGGAUGAUCGAAGAAACAAAUUCUUAAUCCUAAUAUUAAAAGUGUGCUGCUUCGACUUUCUACUCAACAGCCUGUUCAAUGACUUAGUGGGCUGCUCUGUAGCAAAAUGAGGCUGCAUUUAUAAAUAUUCAGCUCAUUUUUUCUCUAGGUGACUGUUACAUUUGAUGUCCAUGGGAGGGCAGUGUUCUGCAGAAAAUGAAUGUUUGUUUUCCUGUUAUGAACCCAAACAUAACAUAUUUUAAAAUUAUACUUGCUACUCUGCUAUUAAUCUGAAAGUAUAAAGAUAGUAUGCCCAUUUACUCUCUGCAUUGGCAUGAGUAUUUGUGAAAGAUCAGUAUUGGUUGUCUUUGUUUAUAAAAUAUUUCAUUGAUCUUUAGAAACUGGUUACAAUGAAAAUUAAAUCAAAAACAAAAUCGGAGAAGCUAAAUAUAUUAAAGUAUGCAUUUUCAUUAAUUCUGAAUACUUACAAAACCAUCAAAGUUCAGAGAGUUGUUUUAAGAUUUUGUUAAGUACUUUUUUUAAGUGUAUAAACUAAUAUAUGUUUUGUAAAUUUAGAGGUUUGUAAAUUUAUUAGGUACAGUGGAACCCUGUUUAUUUUUCUGAAAUUCAUUUUUUAGAUGUCUAAUACUUAUUUUAUGCACUGCCGUUUGAGGCACCAAGUUAAUUUUUGGAGUAUUGCUGCUGACUAUACUUUGUGUUUAAGCCAGGUAAAAAUCACAGUUAAGGUAUAUUGUGUUAUGCUAAAACACACAAAGGACUGCUAAUGGUAAAUAACAGUUUUAAUCUGUGGAACUGUAAUGAGAGUCCUUGCUUUUUGAGUUUGUUGUACAUGGAAAUGAAUGACACAGCAAUCUAACGGUGGGAUAAAAUUGAGGGAGUGUUACAGCACUUUAUCUAAAAGCUAAAAAUUAGGAUUAGCUAGACAAUGGUUAACUAUAACAUUUAUUAUACUAUCAAUACUGCUUUUAGCAAUGAGAUUUUGCUUUUAAUGAAAAUAGGUGCCACCAAAACAGCAUUCAGUCAAAAUGGAAAAGUCAGCAAAAUAAAGAAUUUAGAUCAUCUUGGAAUAAAAUCAAUAUCCCAUCGAAAAUUGUAUAUUAAUGGCUUUCCAUUCUCCUCAAUGACAGAAGACUUUACUCCCAGCUUGAUCUGAGUUUACAGUUUUUUUUUCCUUUUGUUUUCUUUUAAAUCCUGAAGACAGUCAUGAAGCCUGUGGACCAAGAUACAGUGAGUGGUCACAGUUGUAAUGAAUACCUUCGUAAGCUUCCUAUAUAUACUAAAAUAAAUAUUAGAAGGCAAGCAAGAGCAAAGUUAAAAUGAAGAUUGCAGAGUUGCAGAAAUAUCUUUAGGUCAUCUUAACACUUCGGUGAUUUUUCCAGUAAAGUGUAUUUCAUGACCAUUUUCUCACCUACUGUACAGAAGCUGGCAGUAAUUGUGUUUAGAUAAGGUAUAAAUGGCUCUAUUUCAUGAUGGCUACAAUAACCAGGAAAUCCAAGAUGGCUGUGAUUUUGAAAAUGGAAAUUCUACUGAAGAAUGUUGUGAUGUUGUCAUGUAAAAUAUCAUUUAGGAAACUCUUCUGUGAUCACACUGUAAAUUGAUUUACAUCUGUGUGUACAAGUCAAAACGAUCCCCUUAAAGUAAAAACAAAACAUUACAAAAAAUGCUUGAUUUACACAAACAGUUGAGUCUGUUAAACUGUUGCGAAGUUGUGGUGAAUAUUUUCUGAACUAAAGGUGUGAAUUUUGUACUUUAUUCUCUGACCUUAACUUUUAUUGUUGACCAUUCAGUUUUUAUUUUAUUUUGAACCAACUUUAUAAACAUGGUUCUACUGUACAUAAAAUUCUUUGAACUGGUAUUGUUGAGAUAAAGAGAUUUAAUUUUUAAUGCUUCAGGUUUUGUAACUCGUUAGUCUUACAGUUUGAAGUCUCUAGAAAUACAUCAUUCUCAACACUUGC
Polypterus senegalus (gray bichir) is the source of this 3465-nucleotide messenger RNA. It is a transcript of the gene scamp1, whose product is annotated as secretory carrier membrane protein 1. Gene Ontology annotation, biological process: protein transport. Lineage: Eukaryota; Metazoa; Chordata; Cladistia; Polypteriformes; Polypteridae. The coding region runs from base 204 to 1223 and encodes 339 amino acids. The transcript has 9 exons. The record is from RefSeq and is a predicted model, not a curated record. Gene Ontology annotation, cellular component: trans-Golgi network membrane; recycling endosome membrane.